AUGUUCAUCGGCCAAUCUUCAAAUGGAGAUUUCACUGUGGAUGGAAAGGAAGUUAUUGAUUUCUUGGAAGGGGACAUUCAGAGAUCCGUUGUGAAUGACGUGCCUUCAAUUACUUUUUGGGAUCAAAUUCAUCAAAUCCUUAUUCAGGGUAUGGAUAACAUUGUGAUCUUAAAACUACUAGGUCGUAACAUUGGUUUUUCAGUUUUGCAGAACGAAAUUUACAGCAUGUGGAGACCUUCAGGCCCUAUUCACAUGAUGGACAUUGAAAACGGAUAUUUUCUAGUCAAAAUCCAUAACAAACUAGAUUGUGAUAAGGCUCUCUCUGAAGGACCGUGGACUAUUUUCGGCCAAUAUUUGACUGUUCAGCCUUGGACGAUGGCUUUUGACCCUACGCAGGCUUACCCAAGUGUAGUGAUGGCAUGGAUUAGACUCCUUGCUCUUCUUAGUUAUCUAUACAACCGUAAAAUCAUUACAGAAAUUGGAGAACUUGUGGGCAAAGUGGUAAAGUUAGAUAUGAAUACCAAUAGCAGGACGAGGGGACAGUUCGCUAGAAUGGCGGUGUAA
Messenger RNA from Gossypium arboreum, 564 nucleotides. RefSeq lists its product as uncharacterized. The coding region runs from base 1 to 564 and encodes 187 amino acids. The record is from RefSeq and is a predicted model, not a curated record. Lineage: Eukaryota; Viridiplantae; Streptophyta; Magnoliopsida; Malvales; Malvaceae. The transcript has a single exon.